AUGACCCAAGUAUACUUUGACAUUUCUGCUAACGGCUCCAAAUUAGGAAGAGUCACCUUCCAAUUGUACGAUGAUGUCGUUCCUAAGACCACUGAAAACUUCAGAGCUUUGUGUACUGGUGAAAAAGGUUUCGGUUACGCCCAAUCUUCUUUCCACAGAGUAAUCCCUCAAUUCAUGUUGCAAGGAGGUGAUUUCACCAGAGGUAACGGUACUGGUGGUAAGUCGAUCUACGGUGAGAAGUUUGCCGAUGAGAACUUUUCCAAAAAGCACACCAAGCCAGGUUUGUUGUCGAUGGCCAAUGCUGGUCCUAACACCAACGGAUCGCAAUUUUUCAUCACCACUGUUCCUUGCCCAUGGUUGGACGGCAAACACGUUGUGUUUGGUGAGGUUGUUGACGGUUACGACGUUGUCAAGAAGGUUGAGUCUUACGGUUCUGACUCUGGUGCUACCAAGGCCAAGGUUGUGAUUGACGCUUCUGGACAAUUGUAA
Meyerozyma guilliermondii ATCC 6260 is the source of this 489-nucleotide messenger RNA. RefSeq names its product peptidylprolyl isomerase (gene CYP1). The transcript has a single exon. NCBI's taxonomy places the organism in Eukaryota, Fungi, Ascomycota, Pichiomycetes, Serinales, Debaryomycetaceae. Bases 1 to 489 code for a protein of 162 amino acids. Gene Ontology annotation, molecular function: peptidyl-prolyl cis-trans isomerase activity. The record is from RefSeq and is a predicted model, not a curated record. Gene Ontology annotation, biological process: protein folding; protein peptidyl-prolyl isomerization.